Molecule: messenger RNA, 2454 nt
Organism: Centruroides sculpturatus (bark scorpion)
Lineage: Eukaryota; Metazoa; Arthropoda; Arachnida; Scorpiones; Buthidae
Product: low-density lipoprotein receptor-related protein 1-like
Exons: 15
Coding region: 175-2454 (759 amino acids)
Molecular function (GO): protein binding
Source: RefSeq, a predicted model, not a curated record
ACACGUACACACGCUCUCACUAUAAUCGUGGUAGCAGUAAGGUAGAGGACGAAGAGAAACAUAAGACGAUCCGGCAUAAUAUCAGGAUAUGAUUAAUUUUACCGCGUUUAAUUCUUUAUAUAUUAUCAUAUAAUCGAAAACUUUUAUUUUAUUCGUCUUACGAAUAAGUUUAACAUGGUUUUCAGUUGCAGAUGUUCGCCUUAUUUAUUAUUUUUCUCUUUUACCGGCUUAAUUAUAUUUAUAGAAAUAUGUGCUUUAAACUAUAAUAAAUACGAAUUAAAUACAUAUCAUAAAGAAUUCCAUUGUCCUUUAAAUUAUUUUAAGUGCAUCAAUUCUACUCAGUGCAUUUUAAUUAUAGAAUUGUGUGAUGGCAUAUUGAAUUGCUUAGAUGGAAGUGAUGAACAAGACUUUUGUGAAUCUGAUAUGUGUAGAUCAAGCACAUGCCGAUAUGGUUGUCAACCUAGUCCAAAGGGUCCAUUGUGUUACUGUCCAGAAGGCUCAACUUACAAUGGAACACACUGCCUUGAUAUUAAAAUCCCAUCCUCAUUUUUGCUUUAUACUACCUACAAACCUUUUGCCAUUAAGGGUGUUGAACUUCCAGCAGAAGGUACACAUCCUAGUGAAAUUAUUUUGCCAAUAUAUACAACUGGACAAAUUUCAGCAGUUGCUUUUGAUGUUAAAAAUAAUAACAUUUAUUAUUGUGAUAUUGUGGAUCAAGCAAUCUAUCGUCAAAAUUUAAAGUCAUCUCAGAAAGAAAUAUUUCUAGAAGGAAUUGAAAAAUGCAGUGGAUUGACCAUUGAUCAAAUGGGAGAAGCUAUUUAUUGGUCUGAUUCUAGUAUUGGCUCUAUAAAUGUUGCUAGUCUGUAUAAUUCCUCCGUCCAAAAGAACUUGUAUCAGCUAAAAGGAGCACAGCCAAAAAAUAUUGUUCACAUAAUAGGGUAUAUGUUCUGGAUUGAUAAAAAUAAAAUAAAGAUGGCUGCAAUGGAUGGCAGUAAUGAGUUCAUACUUGUUGAAGCUGAAUCAGACAUUUUUAGUUCUUUAACAGUAUUUAAUCACAACCUAUAUUGGUUUAAUUCAGCAUCUCAACAAGUAGAAGGAAUUGAUAUAGACCGAAUCAAACAGCGAGUAAUUUUAGACAAACUGAAUAUGAAUAUUAAAAGUAUGAUUAUGACAGAUGAUUAUAUAUAUUGGACUGAAACUUCUAAAGGAAUUCUUCAUAUGAAAAGUUUGAAAAAUACAUCUAAACAUUCUUCUUUCUUUCUUGAAAAUUUACCUAUUCAUAUAACAUAUGUUCAUAUAGCAAAUGGAAUAACAUCCAGAAACAGUUCACAAGAUUGUGUUAACUGUGAUCUAUGCCUUCCAAUGCCUUAUUCCCAAGUUCAGAAAUUUAAAUGUAUUUGCCAAGAGGGCUUCCAUUUUGAUAAUGAAACUAGAAAAUGCAAAGUUUCUUUACUAAACAAAUGUGGAAGUCAAGAUUACCAAUGUGCUGAUGGAACAUGUAUUCCUGAAAUUUUUAUUUGUGAUGGCCAGCAAGAUUGUAUAGAUGAUGAAUUUGAAGAAAGGAAUUGCAAAACAUCGUGCUUAUAUCCACAUCAUAGUUGUGAUAAUGGAACUAAAUGUAUAAAUAGACAAGAAAUAUGCAAUGGAAAAUAUGAUUGUGAUGAUAAAUCAGAUGAAGUGGAGAGAUGCUAUUAUGGUAUAUCUUUAAUUUUCUCAAUAGAUAUACCACCUUGCAAACAGUGGGGAAGAUGUAGCCAAAUAUGUCAUACUUUUAAUACUUCUUAUGCUUGUGAUUGCAAGUGGGGAUAUACUCUUUCUUCAGAUAAGUUCACAUGUAUAAGUAAAGAUCCAACAAAAGCAACAUUGCUAUUGACCACAGAAUCAGAAAUAAUAAGAUAUUUUCUUUGUAACAACAGUCAGAUUACUGUGUUAUCUGGAUAUUCAAGAAUUACCUAUGUUGAUUACUAUCAUACAUCUAUGGCUGAUCUUUUGUUUUGGGUAGAUACAGAAAAAAAGAAAAUAUUUAGAGGAGUGUUAAAAGAUGCAGCUAUUGAAAGUAUUCAUAUUAUUGUAGAAGAAGGUUUGGGUAUGAUAGAAGGUCUCUGUGUUGAUUGGAUUGGUCAUAAUUUGUAUUGGGUAGACAGUGAAUAUCAUCAUAUUGAAGUGGCAAAAUUUGAUGGUAGCAUGAGAACAUCACUAAUAGAUGGUGUUACACGACCAAAAAGUAUUGCAGUAGAUCCUCAUGUUGGAUUUUUGUUUUGGGCUGAUCGAUCAGAAAAUGGCUCUGUCAUAGAAAGAAGUUUGACAAAUGGUUAUCAACGCCAUAUUAUUAUUCAAUGUGCUCAAAAUGGUUGGCCUACUGGAAUUACCUUGGAUAUUACAACACAGUAUAUUUAUUGGGUAGACUCUAGGUUAGUAAUUUUGAAAAUAGAAAAUGUAUAUUUACCACAAUAG